CGUUCGACUGCUGUUAGCUUCAGACGCUUUGUUCGUGUACUCUUUGCAACCGUUGCCGUCUUUAGAUCUCACUAUUGACCUUCUGCCCUUACACACAUUUAAGGCUCACGUAUGUUUGAACCGCUGUCGAUAUUAUUGCCGCGUUACUUCUGUUGAUAAGGGGUACUGUCACCACGCUAGCAACGUUAGCUGAUACCGUUAGCAAGGGAGGCUUCAGUCGUAGGCGACGUUUCAAAAAUAUCGGUCACAGUUGUACUGAUAGUCCAGAUGAUAUUUCAAGGGUGGCCCGCUUGUUGGUAACUUUUCUAAAUGUUUUGGCUUCGCCCGGAGUAUGACUGAUAAUCCUCUGAAUUUGUGAAUGCAUCAAAGUUUGCAUUAGUUUCAGCAAAGUUGAUCACCAUGUCCAACCAGCUGACUGUGGAGCAGCAACGGAAGAUUGAGGAAAACAGGCGGAGGGCCAUGGAGAGAAGAGCUCAAAGACAAGGACAGACCAGCAGCAGCAACACCCAGACGUCAGCCGGCUUCAGCGGCGCUUCGGGGCCGGUGCAGCCCUCCAGACAGAGCGGUGCCUCGGAUCAUGCUGCUCGUCACAGACCCCCACACGCACUCAGCUCAGCUUCUGCACGGGAACAGUCGGCGUCACCCUUCAAAACAGACUCGACGAGCUUCAAUGACGUCAAGCAAGGCCACAAGCAUCAGCAGCCAUCGAGCACCUGCAACCAACUCAAGCAGAGCACGAAAACACAGAUACAAGUCAUCGACCCACUUCCUCAGGCCAGAGGUCAACAUGUGAGCGGUCCUGUUUUGUCUAUUGGAGCUAGCUCUGGUGUGAAGCCAGCUCAUCCCAAACCCAACGUCCCCUCCAACAGCCCUGGUGGUGCAGUUCAUUCAUUCUACAAGCAAACUAGUAAACCUGCCCAAAGCUCUGUGGCUCAGCUUCCCUGCGAUGUGUCAACUUUCAAUGCUGUACCUGCUAAAAAGGCUGCCAUCGCUAUCAGAGGAAAAUGUGUACCUCACAGAGAGGGCCGCUUCAGGAUAGAAGUGGGCUACCACGCAGGGUUGAUUGCUGUUUUCAAAUCCAUCUCCUCAAAGAACUAUGACCCUGCCACAAAGAUGUGGAACUUCAGUCUGGAGGACUAUCAACCACUAAUGAAGGAAGCGGCUGCUAUUGCCUCUGUGUCGCUGAGGCCUCUGGAGGGAAUGGAGGCAGUGGACGUUGCAGAAGCCGCCAACCGAGCUUGCGACGACGGCGUGGCACUGGGGGCACUGCUGAAGCUGUGUCACGGCUGGCAGAAACCUGGAGCCAGUCUGCAGGGCCAGUGCGUCAUGGUGUCUCCGACAACGUUUGAAGUUGACAUCGGUUACAACGUCGAUGUCAUCGCAGCAUUCAAGCAGAUGCCAACGAAGAGCUAUGACAUGAACACAAGAAAGUGGAGCUUUGCACUGAGCGAUUACAAGAGACUUUUGGAUCUCGUCAGUGGGAUAGCAGCAGUGGAGGUGGAGCCUCUGCCCAGGGCAAUAGUCCAGGCUUUCUCUGCCAGGUUUGACGGGACUGACGCCAGGUCUUUAGACGUCCCUGAGGCAGACCUCUCCAGCAUCGACCCCUCGCUCACCUGCAGCCUCAUGCCCUUCCAGAGGGACGGAGUAAAUUUUGCAGUGUCUAAGCAAGGCCGCCUCCUCCUGGCUGAUGACAUGGGCCUGGGAAAGACUGUGCAGGCGAUCUGUAUUGCAGCCUACUACAGGAAUGAGUGGCCCUUGCUCGUGGUGGCUCCCAGCUCUGUACGAUUCACCUGGGCCGAGGCCUUCAGACGCUGGCUCCCCUCUCUGAGUCCUGACAGCAUCAACGUGGUGGUGAAGGCCAAAGACGAUCUGCGGUCUGGUUUGGUCAACAUCACCAGCUACGACCUGCUGAGCAGGAUGGACAAGCUGCAGCAGGCAACUCCCUUCAAUGUUCUCAUCAUGGAUGAGUGUCACUUCAUGAAGAACAUGAAGACUGCUCGUUGUAAAGCAGCUUUACCUUUGCUAAAGGCAGCGAAGAGAGUGGUUCUUCUGUCUGGGACCCCUGCCAUGUCCAGACCCUCUGAGCUCUACACCCAGAUUCUGGCUAUCAGACCGACACUCUUCCCUCGCUUCCAUGAGUUUGGGAUGCGCUACUGCAAUGCCACACAGUCGACUUGGGGGUGGGACUACUCUGGCUCGUCUAACCUCGGAGAGUUGAGGUUGCUCCUUGACGAGUCUCUGAUGUUGCGCCGCCUCAAGUGCGAUGUCCUCUCCCAGCUUCCUGCUAAACAACGCAAGGUUGUCACAGUGACCAUAGAUGGUGUCAACGCCCGCAUAAAAGCUGCUCUGUCUGCUGCUGCCAAGCAGUUGGCCAAUGUACACAGCAAUAAAAUGCAAGAUAAAAAAGCCCUCCUCGUCUUUUAUAACCACACAGCUGAAGCCAAGCUACAAGCCAUUAUGGAGUACAUCACGGACAUGCUUGAGUGUGGGAGGGAGAAGUUUCUCGUGUUCGCCCAUCAUAAAUUGGUCCUGGAUCAUAUCACCACCGAACUGGACAAAAUGAACGUCUGUCACAUCCGUAUUGAUGGAUCCACUCCUUCAGCUGAACGGCAGAAGUUGUGUGAGAAGUUCCAGUUCUUGACCAAGUCCUGUGUGGCUGUACUGUCCAUCACCGCCGCUAACAUGGGUCUCACCCUGCACGCUGCUGACCUGGUGAUCUUCGCAGAGCUUUUCUGGAACCCCGGGAUUCUGGUUCAGGCGGAGGAUCGGGUGCACCGUAUUGGACAAACCAGCAAUGUGAACAUUCACUACCUGGUUGCCAAGGGAACUGCUGAUGAUCAUUUGUGGCCAAUGAUCCAAGAAAAAAUGAAGAUCUUGGAGCAAGUGGGCCUCUCUGAGUCCAACCUCUCAGAGAAAGCUGUGAACGUCAGCUUCCACUCUAAGGACCCUAACCAGAGGAGCAUCAUGGAGAUGUUCCAGAGGUCUUUCACUGCAGACGACGACAUGGACGAAGACAUUUUACUGGAGGCUGUCAACGACUGGGAGGACACGCCCCCCGAAAAGAGUUCCGGUCCACAACACGGCGCGGCCGGACGAAGCCUCAGCAAAAGCAGCACCAGAGAUGAUUUCAGCAGAUGACCUGGACACUGUUCAUGUUGACCAAUUAUAUUUGACUCUGUUUUGCUGAUUGGAACAAGUCCCAUUUUUUACUUCAUCAUGAUGACCGGUGUGAAUUUAUUUUGUUUGAGAAAAGUUAGCAAAUCCAUCAGUGAAUUUAAAUCGAUGUAAAAUAUGAAUCUAACAAACCUAAAUAUAUUUUUGAGAUGAGAAAAGUAAAUAAAUAAAUGUCUGACUGAA
This is a messenger RNA of Pseudoliparis swirei, 3357 nucleotides long. It is a transcript of the gene smarcal1, whose product is annotated as SWI/SNF related, matrix associated, actin dependent regulator of chromatin, subfamily a-like 1. Bases 400 to 3138 code for a protein of 912 amino acids. Gene Ontology annotation, biological process: replication fork processing; DNA repair. The record is from RefSeq and is a predicted model, not a curated record. Gene Ontology annotation, cellular component: nuclear replication fork. Gene Ontology annotation, molecular function: ATP binding; ATP-dependent chromatin remodeler activity. The transcript is spliced from 17 exons. NCBI's taxonomy places the organism in Eukaryota, Metazoa, Chordata, Actinopteri, Perciformes, Liparidae.